AUGGGUAAAGUUAUUUUAGUUACAGGUGUUUCCAGAGGUAUCGGUAAGGCCAUCGUGGACAUUCUUUUCAGCUUGGACAGGGAGACGGUUGUGUACGGUGUGGCCAGGUCAGAGGCACCGUUGAAGAAUUUGAAGGAGAAGUAUGGUGACAGGUUCUUCUACGUCGUCGGCGACAUUACGGACGAUUCCGUGUUGAAGCAGUUGGUUAACUCUGCUGUUAAGGGACACGGCAAGAUCGACUCGUUGGUUGCCAACGCAGGUGUCUUGGAGCCCGUGCAAAAUGUCAAUGAGAUUGAUGUCAAUGCUUGGAGAAAACUGUAUGACAUCAAUUUCUUCAGCAUUGUUUCCUUGGUUAGCAUUGCGUUGCCUGAAUUGAAGAAGACCAACGGUAACGUGGUGUUCGUCAGUUCGGAUGCCUGUAACAUGUACUUCAGUAGUUGGGGAGCGUACGGCUCUUCAAAGGCCGCUCUUAACCACUUUGCCAUGACUUUAGCCAAUGAAGAAAAGCAAGUAAAGGCCAUUGCUGUGGCCCCAGGUAUUGUGGACACAGAUAUGCAAGUUAACAUUAGAGAGAACGUGGGGCCUUCCUCCAUGAGUGCAGAGCAAUUGAAGAUGUUUAGAGGUUUAAAGGAGAAUAACCAGUUGCUGGAUAGCUCUGUGCCAGCCACAGUUUACGCCAAGCUGGCCCUACAUGGUAUUCCUGACGGUGUUAAUGGACAGUACUUGAGCUAUAAUGACCCUGCCUUGAAGGACUUUAUGCCAUAA
Saccharomyces paradoxus is the source of this 765-nucleotide messenger RNA. RefSeq names its product sepiapterin reductase family protein (gene NRE1). The coding region runs from base 1 to 765 and encodes 254 amino acids. The transcript has a single exon. Gene Ontology annotation, cellular component: intracellular anatomical structure. Lineage: Eukaryota; Fungi; Ascomycota; Saccharomycetes; Saccharomycetales; Saccharomycetaceae. The record is from RefSeq and is a predicted model, not a curated record. Gene Ontology annotation, molecular function: oxidoreductase activity, acting on NAD(P)H, oxygen as acceptor.